UUCGACAGGCCUGGUCUCAUGUUUACAAUCCUCUAAUAUCCAAACUGUCAUUUUAAUGGAAAACAAUGACAACAAUGAAAGUGAUUGAUUGACGCAGUCUCCUCCCACGGGGCGUGGCCUCUCCACUGUCAGUCAGACUAUCCAGUGUUCAUCCUCUGUCCUCAAAUCAACAACAGAAGUAGUGCUGAACUGCAGUUUUACUGCUGCUGCCGCUGGAUGUGUGUGAGCUGUGCUGAGUAAAAAUGAAGCGCACCCUUGGAAUCUGUCUGGUGAUCUGCUCCGCUCUGAUCGGACUUGGAUCAGCCAUCCGCUGUUACAGCUGUAAGGACUACACUGCCAGCUGCUCCAAACAACGAGACUGUAGCUAUGACGACGCCUGUCUCACACUCACCGAGAGAGGUGGGAUGACGUACCGUCAGUGUCUGAAGUAUUCAGACUGUGAGUACAGCCGACUUGCCCAGAUGUUUCCCCAGGUUUCCAGCUUUACCUUCAAGUGCUGCAACUCUGACCUGUGUAACUCCGCCCCCUCUUCUGCAGCAAGCUCUGUGAUUGGUCUGCUGGCCUCGGUGGCCAUCAUGUGGUGGUGUAUUCACUGAACAGCGCCCCCGUGGCUGCUAGAAGCUUCUCUAACUUGUUCAUUAUAAUUAUUUCUAUGAUGUGAAGAAACAGUUUCAGCAGCUGAACAUGUUCUAAGCUUUCUCGCUCAGUCAUUUUAUCAAUAUCUAUAUUGAUCACAACUGAAUUAUUUGAUUGAUCUCACAUUAGGAGUUCACAGCUUUCUCACUUUGUUUGUAUUUAAGAAUAAACAAUGAAAUCUUAGCAACACAUUAUUAUACAGGUCAGCUACUUUGACAUUAAUAAUAAUUAAUAAAGUUUCCUGAAGAGAACGAAGUGAGUUCAUCAUGAAGACUUCACACACAUGAAUCUGAAUUCUCUUAAGCCUUACAUUGUCAUUGUCACAGUAAGUUGAUCUCUUCAGAAAUGUUUGCAUGUGAACAUGUUAUUGUAGUUUAUAAUCACAAAACCAAAUGGUAUAAUACUGUAUAUUGUGUAUAUUUGCACUGAGACAAAUGCUCUUCAUUCAUGAGGUGCUGCAGUGUACUCAUGGAUGUAAUAGAUUACUUUGAUCAUGAAGACCUUGACCCUUCAGACAGUUCUGAACCGUCUGUGUUCACCUGAGUGAAUCCAUGGAUGUUGAUUGUGGUCUGACAUCAGACAUGAGUUCCAAGAUUUAAAGAAAAAUUUCCUUAAACAUCAAACUUUUUAAAUCAAAAUAUUACAUUCUUUUAAAGCCACAUCACUAUCCAUUCAUUUAUAGAGACAUUAUGUUUAAAGUAAUUUAAACUACACAGAAACAGGAAACUGCACCUUUAACUCCAGACCUGUCAAAAUAAAGUGUUAAACUUUGAAAAUAAUGUGCGGCUGCUUCGCUCUUUAACUCUGUGUGAAAUGAAAACAGCUUCACAACAAUACGUGUACAUGAACAUUAAAUCAAUAAAUGGUGACGAACAUACAGAGUGUCUGACUGAUUGAUUAGAUAUUGAUGACUGGAAACAGCUGAAGUCAGAUUUUUGCUCUCAGGUCUAAUCAUCUGUUAUUGAUAAUGAAAGGUUUUUUUUCUUUAUUCUCCUGCUGGCGGAAGAGAGACAAAUUUAAAACAUAUUUAUUUAUGAAGGAACAGGUACAUAUUCAGUUAAAGUUAUCAUUUUAACUAUUAGUUGAAUGCAUUUGUGUUUAACAGAUUAAUUCUGUGGUAUUCAUCGAUUUCAAAACACCUGACAGGACGGAGCUGUUGAUCAGACAAUGUGACCAACACCUGAGUGAAGUAAAACUAUGACAGAUUUGUCUGAUUUUUGCUGAUGGGACCUAAAGGCACCAGCAGGUGUGCUGGAGAAAAAAGUUAACCCCCCCUGAAAGCAGAGGGCAGGUGACAGAAAUGAAAUAAUCCAUGAGUCAUUAAGAAGUCUUUAUAAAAUAAAAUAAGUGAAUAAUUUGUGUUAAUUUUUUUAGUUUUAAUCAUUAAACAUUUUUUAAAUAAAGUAAUUUAAAUCUGUUGGCACAUUUAAAUUAUGAUUAAAGAAUAAAUAACUGCAUGCAUCUUUCACAGAGGAAGAUAUUUAUUUAAACAUAAUGUUGAUUUAAAUUUAGAAUCGACAGAUUUGGAUGUUUCAUCAUGUUUUACAGUGAAAUGUAUUAUUUUCACAGUGUGCUGGAUAUGUGUUCUACGUGACAGAUUGUAUUUUUAUUUUUACAGUGUAGGCGUAUUCUCAUUGUUUGUGUUUUUACAGCGUAUUGUAACUGGAGAGUUCAGGAAAUGACGUCAGCCCGUGUGGAGACACUGCCCAGCUGUUCCGGGUGUCUGACGUCACUCUGGCAAGUUUACUAUUCAAAACUUUGAUAUGGCGGAAACCGGCCGGGAUACUACCAAAAUAAGAGCACCGUAACUGCGUUGAUGGGCAUGUUUAUAGUUUUUUGUUUUGUUUUUUCUUCAACUGUGAUCAAAUAAUUAUCACAGCACAUGUGCCAAGUCAGUGCUAGUUCAUUAAUAACUGCACAGUAUUAUUUUUACUUCCUGAACUGUGACCUGAAGUUUACUGUCGUUUUAUAAAUGUUGUCCUGAUAUUAUUGUUUUUUAUUGAUAUUUAUCUUGUGUUGUCCUCUGUGGUAC
Molecule: messenger RNA, 2668 nt
Organism: Acanthopagrus latus (yellowfin seabream)
Lineage: Eukaryota; Metazoa; Chordata; Actinopteri; Spariformes; Sparidae
Gene: cd59a
Product: CD59 molecule (CD59 blood group)
Exons: 5
Coding region: 243-596 (117 amino acids)
Source: RefSeq, a predicted model, not a curated record